Erigeron canadensis is the source of this 2304-nucleotide messenger RNA. RefSeq names its product GTPase Der. The record is from RefSeq and is a predicted model, not a curated record. Bases 332 to 2176 code for a protein of 614 amino acids. Gene Ontology annotation, molecular function: GTP binding. Lineage: Eukaryota; Viridiplantae; Streptophyta; Magnoliopsida; Asterales; Asteraceae. The transcript is spliced from 9 exons.
AAAACCCUAAAAACAUAGCAAUGAAAACCCCUUAACACCUAAAGGCUAAAACCAUGUCUCGACCUCCCUCCGACUUGUUGUUUACUUGUUUAUAAACUUUUUUUAAAAAAAGAAUCACCAUCGUCUAUAUUAUCUGAAACCCCCGAACUGGUUGUUGAUUGUCGACGAUAUCAGCAGCUGACUUUUAUCGACCCAAUCAGAGAUUAAAAAAAAAAAAAAACUCAAUUCGCAUUUUUUUUACCUUUCCAUCGACCCACGCUUAACAACACUGUAUUAUUUACCCCACGAAAUGAGAAACUACACAAACAAUUAGGUCAGCAAAUAAUUGGUGAUGUCACUUUCACGGGUUCGUGUUCUUUCACGUUACAAAACCCUCUCAAAAACUGCUACGCUUUUAAAACAGAGGAAUUUGAUCCCCAAUUACUUCAAAACCGAAACUUCAGGCUUCGAAAAAGCUGGUGGCUGUGUGACGACGUUUUUAGUUUCGCAUUUCCAUCAUUCUGCCAUUUUUGGAAAUACGAGGUCGUUCUCUACGGUUAGCGGUUGGAACCAUGAUGAUGAUGUAAGUGAUGAUGUCACUGCCACCCUGUUUGAAAGGGGGAAACCUGUUGAAUUUAACAAAGUAGAUGCCCGCCUGCUUCCAACUGUACUUCUUAUAGGCCGACCCAAUGUUGGCAAGUCUGCGUUGUUUAAUCGUUUGAUUAGAAGAAGAGAGGCACUUGUGUACAACACUCCCAACGAUCAUGUAACUAGGGACAUACGAGAAGGGAUUGCCAAGUUGGGUGAUUUGCGAUUUAAGGUUUUGGAUUCAGCUGGUUUAGAAGCUGAGGCUUCUUCUGGUUCUGUUCUUGGGAGGACUGCAGAAAUGACAGCAAAUGUGUUGAGGAGGUCCAAUUUUGCAUUAUUUCUUGUAGAUGCAAGAGAUGGAUUGCAGCCCAUGGAUUUGGAUGUGGGAAAGUGGCUUCGAAAGCAUGCUCCUGGCAUCAAGAUCAUCAUGGUGAUGAAUAAGGCCGAAUCACUUGAUGAUGGUUUUGGCUCGGUUGCUGCUGCUGCUGGUGAAGCGCGUACCUUGGGAUUUGGAGAUCCUAUAGCUCUCUCAGCUGAAACUGGGUUGGGGAUGAAUGAUUUAUAUGAAGCUCUCAGGCCACUGCUUGAGGAUCAUAUGUUUCAGAUUGUUGAUGACUCUACCAAUGAAACUAUCGAAGACGGUGAGUCGUGUGAGCAAGAAGACUUAAAGCUACCACUGCAGUUAGCUUUCGUGGGACGGCCUAAUGUUGGGAAAUCAACCUUGUUGAAUUCAAUUCUGCAGGAAGAUCGUGUUUUGGUGGGUCCAGAGGCUGGGUUAACAAGAGAUUCAGUUAGAGUUGAGUUUGAAUAUGAAGGAAGAACGAUAUACAUGGUGGACACAGCUGGUUGGUUGCAGAGAACAAGGUCAGAGAAAGGUGCAUCAUCCCUGAGCAUUGUACAAUCAAAGAAAAACCUGAUGAGGGCUCAUGUCAUUGCUUUAGUUCUUGAUGGUGAAGAGGUUUCGAAAGCUAGAAAAAGCUUGACGCAUGAUGAAGUAGUGAUAGCAAGACGAGCUAUAGAAGAAGGGCGGGGUUUGGUCGUUGUUGUGAAUAAAAUGGAUCUUUUAACAGAAAGACUAUAUGAACGGGUUCUCAAAGCUGUACCAGAAGAGAUCAAGUCAAUCAUCCCUCAGGUGAUAGGGGUACCUGUUGUAUUCGUGUCAGCGCUAGAAGGAAAAGGUAGAAUAGAUGUGAUGCAGCAGGUAAUCGAAACAUACAAGAAGUGGUGUUUGAGAUUAUCAACAGCUCGCCUUAACCGUUGGCUACGCAAGGUUAUGAGCAGACAUUCCUGGAAAGAUCUAGCAGCUCAGCCCAAAGUCAAGUAUUUCACUCAAGUCAAAGCCCGGCCACCAACUUUUGUUGCUUUUGUUACUGGGAAGACUAGACUUUCAGACACAGAUUUAAGGUUCUUAGCAAGAUCUUUAAAGGAAGAUUUUGAUAUGGGUGGGAUUCCUGUUCGCAUAUUGCAGCGUACUGUGGAGAAAAAGGAUACAAAUACCAGUGGAAAUAGUAAUAGCAAUAACAAAAGCAGAAAAUAUACUGGUAAACAUGUUGCAGAAGAGACAUCUGACAAGAGGGAACUCACUGUGGAAACAAGUUUGAAGCAUUGAAGAAAUUUUUUUCUUUUGAGAAUCAUUUGUACAUAGAAAAUUAGAAAUGGAUAUUACAGAAUUAUUCCAACGUUUUUUGUAGGCAUUUCUUCCCUUUCAGUCGAUAUUUUGUCAUUUAUUUUACUCAA